GUUGUCUUCGGCCUACCGGACGUUUAGGGGUCACAGUCAGGAGUUUUACAGUGGCGAAGGACAACGUGUGCUUAGUAGUCGCUCCGUCUUUCUCUCGCUGAGGAGGUUCUUUUGUUUAGUGUCUUACGCUGUGCCUCAUUCCAUUCAGGGAAUUACUUCCCUGUCAUUGAUGCACCUUGAGCAUUAGACCACAUUCUACGCGUCAUGUCGCCUAAUCUGUAUGAUCCUCGGAGAGUAUUGGUCAUUCUGGUUCUGGCAGUGUUGGCUACUCGUACUAACGCCCAUUUUGGAAGCUGUGAGGACCACUCGACGUCAUGUGCCAAAUGGAAGGCUUGGGGAUUCUGCGAAACCAAUUUGCAAUUCAUGGCCUUCAACUGUCCAGUAACCUGUAAUAUCUGUUUGGAUCCUGGAUGCUUCGACCGGAACCACCACUGUUCCCUGUGGGCGAGAAGGGGCCUUUGCCGUGUCAGGCGUGACAUCCAGCAGACAUGCCCCCACUCCUGCAACAUGUGUAAGAUUCCAGAUUUUCUGACGGCUUCUCCCACUGCCAAGAGCAUCACAAUGCCCGAUUUCGGAUGUGGGAAGCCAGUGGUGACUCCUGGGGCCGCGGCAGGUAGAAGAAAACGGCAGAUAAUUUUCCCAAAUGAACUAUCGGGUGUUCGGGGCAUGCCAGUGCGAAAUGUACCAAGAGGAACAGCAGCAAUUGCAGGUGGCUCGACUAGACCUAUGGCUACUGGGGUUGUUAACGUCAACGAAACAUUUUGUGGGGCAACUCUCAUCCACGAAAGAUAUUUGCUGACGGCUGCACACUGCGUGCUGGAUCCUGACAGACCUGUGAGAACAGUUCGUCUGGGAGAAUUGGAUUUCUCAAGGGAUAACGAGGAAUUUUCAAAGCCAGUGGAUUACAGAGUGAAACUUAUCACCGUUCACCCGGAAUUCAAGCCAAAUUCCUUAGAGCGAUACAACGACCUCGCCCUUAUAGAAACAGUGGAUAACGUUCAGUUCAACGACGUUGUCUAUCCUUUCUGCCUUUCUGGCACCAGACCGGCGAAUGAUGCUACAGUAACUGGGUCAGGAUUUGGAUUUACAAAUAACACCAAUCGCCCCACCCACGUCCAAGAAGCCAUCCUGAAGGUGGUGGAUUCGAGGCGGUGCGAGGAGCUUUACAACAACGAAGGCCUAGGGCAGACUCUCAGGGCACUUUAUCCCCAGUCUAUCCAGGGCAGGGACGUUAUCUGCGCGGCAUUCCCCGGGAGAGAUGCUUGUGAGGGUGACUCCGGAGGACCUCUCUUCCAAGACGUGGACGGACGGCGGUUCCUCGUCGGUGUCAUAGCUCAGGGCAUUUCUUGUCGGGGCAACGGUGUUGCCAGCUUGCCCGGUUUCUACGUCAGCGUGGCAGACCACACAGAUUUCAUCGACAGCGUCAUUUACUCAGAAUGAUUAGGCGUCAACUUGGAGGGUCGAAUCCUUCGUUGGCCAUCAGUGAAUACAUAUCGCAUCCCAAUUCUUCUUCUAAAUGAAAUGUUCCAGAGAAUAUACACUUUCACUUUCACACAUUCCUUUUAUCGUGUCUAACUCUGACAAUUUAAAUGAGCAAGAAAUCAAUUCAAUCGUCCGACAGAUAAAAAUGCAACUGUGUUGCAUAGCCGCCUUUUAUAUUGUAUAUCUAAUAAUAAUUAAUACUUCUGUUCCUUGACCAUUUGACUUUACCUAAGAUAAAUGUUUUAUGGGAUGUUAAA
Molecule: messenger RNA, 1739 nt
Organism: Macrobrachium nipponense
Lineage: Eukaryota; Metazoa; Arthropoda; Malacostraca; Decapoda; Palaemonidae
Product: CLIP domain-containing serine protease B15-like
Exons: 11
Coding region: 205-1440 (411 amino acids)
Biological process (GO): proteolysis
Molecular function (GO): serine-type endopeptidase activity
Source: RefSeq, a predicted model, not a curated record